Messenger RNA from Cyprinus carpio (common carp), 2930 nucleotides. RefSeq names its product protein phosphatase 1 regulatory inhibitor subunit 16B-like. Gene Ontology annotation, molecular function: protein binding; phosphatase regulator activity; enzyme inhibitor activity. Gene Ontology annotation, cellular component: cytoplasm. NCBI's taxonomy places the organism in Eukaryota, Metazoa, Chordata, Actinopteri, Cypriniformes, Cyprinidae. Gene Ontology annotation, biological process: regulation of sprouting angiogenesis; establishment of endothelial barrier. The record is from RefSeq and is a predicted model, not a curated record.
AUGAUAUAAUAAGUGGAAAGCGUUUACCAGCAGCAGCAGCAGCAGACAGACAUGUGAAGAAGAUGAGAGUGAUUUCCUGGAGGAUGUCUGUCUGGCCCCGCCCGGGAGGAGUGACUUCAGACCGGAGCUCGAGCUCUCCAGCGUCCUUCACUUCACGCGCAGCACAUCAGCGCACUUUCCCGCGAUUAACAUUUGGAUUACAACGGCUUUUCGCGCGCGCGGUUCAGGAUGAAGGGUGAAGGUUUGGCAGGGAGCUGCAGCCCCUGCUAGAUUCACUGCCUCACCUUCAUCACCUUCACCAUCAUCAUCAUCAUCACCCCAGCACAUCAUGGCCAGUCACCUGGAGCUGCUGACGGAGCUGCAGCAGCUGGAUAAGGUGCCCAGUCUGGAACGGCUCCGGGCCGCGCAGAAGCGCCGCACGCAGCAGCUCAAGCGAUGGGCCGUCUACGAGAAGGAAAUGCAGAACAAGAAGCGCAAGGGCGACAAACGCCGCGGCCUCGGGAACCUGCGGGAGAACCGCAAAAGGGUUUCGUUUGCGGCGAGCGUGGCUCUGCUGGAGGCCUCAUCGAGGAACGAUCCGGAUGAAGUGCGAUAUCUACUGAAGAACAACGUGAGUCCUGAUCUGUGUAACGAAGACGGACUGACGGCCCUACACCAGUGUUGUAUUGAUAACUAUGAGGAUAUGGUGCAGACCCUGCUGGCUCACGGAGCGACGGUCAACGCUCAGGACAAUGAGCUCUGGACACCACUUCAUGCUGCAGCGACGUGUGGACACACAGGCCUCGUCAAGAUCCUCAUCCAGCACGGCGCUGAUCUCUUAGCAGUGAACUCAGACGGUAACAUGCCCUAUGACCUCUGUGAGGACGACCCCACGCUGGACAUCAUCGAGACCGCUAUGGCCAGCCGAGGCAUCACACAGGAGAUGAUUAAUGAGACGAGAGCAGUGGUGGAGAAGAGGAUGGUGGGAGAUAUUCAGAACCUCCUGCAGGACGGAGCCGACGUCAACCGACACGACUCCCAGGGAGCCACGCUGCUGCACAUCGCAGCGGCGAAUGGUUUCGCGCAGGCUGCAGAGAUGCUGUUAGAGGGAGGAGCCAGAACAGAGAUGAGGGAUUCUGACGGCUGGACGCCGCUACACGCUGCUGCAUGCUGGGGACAGGUCCAUGUGGCCGAGCUGCUGGUUUCUCAUGGUGCCAAUCUAAACACCAAGACGCACAUGGAGGAGACGCCCAUAGAUCUGUGUGAGGAUGAGGAGUUGAGGAAUCAUCUGCUGGAGUUGAAGCACAAACAUGACAUCAUCAUGAAAUCACAGCUGAAGCACAAGACGUCACUGUGCCGCCGGACCAGCAGCACGGGCAGCCGCGGGAAAGUGGUGCGGAGGGCGAGUCUGUCCAACAGACACAAUCUCUGCAGGAAGGAGUAUCAGACCGAAGCCAUCGUGUGGCGAGGAGGACGAGAGGAAGAGGAGCGAGAGCGGGAGUCUGAGCAGGAGAACAGCCACUCGACGCAGCCCGACGUCGCUCCUCGAGGCGCUGGGAUCCUGAAGGAAGGUGCCCGACAGAACGGCUGCAUCUCCAGCACCCCUGCGUCUAACGGUGACCCCGUGACCCCUGACCCCUCCUCCGAGGACUCCAAAGAGCGCGUGCAUACUCUCUCCGAACUCAAGAAGCAGCGCGCCGCGGCCAAACUCCACGCUCAGCCCGCCCUCAACGGCCACCUGGGAAACGGCUCGACCAAACCCAGUCCUGAAGACCCGCACAUGCCGCAGGUCUCGCCCAAUGGCAGCACAGUUUACUUCACGCCGGCCAGCGGAGACCCGCCCCUCCCGAGGUUCAGGCAGCCAAUAGAAGACGAGGAUCCCAAGAGUGACGGCUGCUGCUGCGUCUCAUAGAUCCCACGAGAGGAUUCCGUUUCUAUCUCUCACUCCGAGCCCGAGAGUCUGAAGAAUCCUUCCGAUGAACCCUCUCUGAACCCUGUGCAGGAACAGGAACUCCUCGGAGGAGGAAGGAAAUGAUCUCAUCCAGGCUUCCCAGGUUAAACGUGUGACUUGCGCUUCUCUCUUUCACUUCCAGCUGCACCUGUGUAAUGUGUGAUUGGUGUACAGACAGACCGCCGCCGCUCUCCUGUACAGUAUUUAUUUGUAUAUGUGCAUAGAGCCACUCUUCUAUAAGAUUAUUUAUUGUAUUCCAGAGAGAUGAAGCGAGGGACGGAGCACAGACGAGUCAGUAUUUUUCUAUGACAGUGUUAUAAUGACCAGAUGAAGUAUAUGAAUGCACACUCACGUUGUUUUCAUGACACAUUUACACCGAAAGCUGCUGUGAAUUUCAUUUAAAUCAGCAGCACAAUAAAUACUAACAUUAUGCAUAAAUGCUAAAUUAUUUAAAUAACCUAUCAAAUUAAAUAUAGCGUUAUUUUUUCUAUUCCAGUAAAUCACUUUUAGUGAGAUUUUGUGAAACGGUUGCUGUUAUGAAAAAAGCCCCAAAGGUUAAUCUGAUGUGUUUAUAUGAAGAAAGUGUUCUUAUCCUGCACACGAUGCUCCCUGUGAAGGGAUUAUUUAUUUUAUUUGAUCCGCUCGAUGGUGCCAAAGUCUUCCAGAGUGACGGACGUCAGAAACAGCCAAUGAGGUUCCAGUGCCACUCCCGUAGCCCCGCCCACUCCUCAGCACUCAGAGCCGGGAAAGAAUGUAAAUAAUGCUUGGAAUGCGUUUCCUUCGAGUGAUGGUGCACGAACACAGUAUUCUGUAGCCUGUGAUUGUGAAACUGAAAUAGAAAUAUGAGUAGAGUUCACACGUGAGGAGUCCGGCUUCCAUUUCUAUUGAGGAGCAUGAAGGGGAAAGAGCAUCACAACUACUGAUUUGAUCAUUACUGGAACUCACUGAUCACUGUAUUAACAUACUUUCAAUAAAUUGUCUAUUUUGGUCAGUUUCUAAA